Molecule: messenger RNA, 1680 nt
Organism: Jatropha curcas
Lineage: Eukaryota; Viridiplantae; Streptophyta; Magnoliopsida; Malpighiales; Euphorbiaceae
Molecular function (GO): protein binding
Source: RefSeq, a predicted model, not a curated record
AACCCGCGGUAAUGAAACCGUGGCCGUGACAGGAGUGGAUGUUGUAAACGACAUGUUUUAUGCACAAACUUUGUAGGAAAAGGAUAUUCAGUGGAAACGAAACGUUUCAAACUGAGUUGAGCGCAGAGUUCUUGUCUCGGUCCGUACAGUUUUGGUGAUCUUUCUUACACUGUGACGCCGAAACAGCAAGAGAGCGAUGAGCUAUAGUAGCGGCGACAGCAACACCAUCACCAAACAAGAAAGAAAAGAAGAUGUAUGGGCGGAAGUCACAAAAGCAGCUGAUGAUCUUUACGCUCUUCGAGACACUUAUUUCCCACAAAACCCACUUGACAAGAUCUCCAAAUUGCAAUCAGAAUCCGACCUCGCUCUCAGGCUCCUCGAUUCCAUUCCUCUCGAAGAAAGGAAAUCACCUGUUCAACGUGCUACUUAUGAAUAUCUGAGAGGAAAGAUAUUGGAUGUCUUACCUGACUACAGGAAAGAAGCAGAUGAUCACCUCUCAAAAGCUGUUAAGUUGAAUCCUUCUCUUACAGAUGCUUGGUUGUGUUUGGGUAACUGCAUUUGGAAGAAGGGGGAUCUAUCCACAGCGAAGAAUUGUUUCAAACUCGCUCUAAGCAAGGGCCCAAACAAGAAGAUACUUUGCCUUUUAUCAAUGCUUGAAAGAAGAAUGGCCCAAGGUGCUGAAGAUCAAGCUAAACUUGUUAGUGAAAGCAUUCAGCAUGCCAAGGAUGCGAUCUCUUUAGAUGUGAAGGAUGGAUACUCUUGGUACAACUUAGGAAAUGCAUUGCUGACAAGCUUUUUCAUGACUGGAGCAUGGGAUCACAACAAGCUUCUACAAUCUUUAAAAGCAUACCAGAAUGCUGAGAAAGAUGAAAGCAUGAAGUCUAAUCCAGACCUGUAUUUUAACUCUGCCACAGUCAACAAAUAUUUGGAGAAUUAUGAGAGGGCUCUUACUGAGUUUGAAACUGCUGCCUUAAAGGAUCCUAGUCUCAAUGCUAAUGAGGAAGUUGAAAAGAUGGUUAACCUUCUCAAUAAGUUAGAAAAUUUGUUAAGGGGACAAGCUAGAGCUAAACGACUUGCAUCUAUGGCGUCAUCAAUGGCAGCCGUUAAUGUGAAUUCAUCAUACAAGAGAGCCACUGUUGACCUGUUGUUGGAUGGCCUGAACAAAGCAGUAGCAAUUGUGGGGAAAGUACUUUUUUUUGUUAAGCUCGAGAAUGUCACCCCCCUAUACUAUUUGGUGUGUGAUUCAAAGCAAAUAUGCUUUGUUCUAUCAGUGUAUGGUAUAAGCAACGAUGCGAUUAAAGAGGGGGAUCAGUUGACGUUACUGGAGCCUUCUUAUCAUUGUGUUGAUUUUAUUUGGAAGGAUAAGCAUUACCAUUUCAAAUCAAUUCGAGUAGAUUUCGUAGAGCAAGUCCUUGUGAACGGGAAGGCGCUCUCACCACAUCACGCUGUUCGUUCAUCAAUUUAUGCUCAACAUAAACCAUGAAAAAUUGUUUCAUUCAAGUGAUGUAUUUGUGAAUGUUGUACUUGUAGGUAUGCUUUUUUGUUAUAUGUAAAUAUAUAUAUCUUGAAUCAGAGACUUCAGUGAUUAAAUUCAUUAAAGAUUUGGGUCAAGUCACCUAUGUUUCAUUAUCGAAGAAGUAGCGUGAGCUAAUUAUAAAUGUACCUAUCAAUUUUCUGUAA